Molecule: messenger RNA, 1380 nt
Organism: Parus major (Great Tit)
Lineage: Eukaryota; Metazoa; Chordata; Aves; Passeriformes; Paridae
Gene: WNT4
Product: Wnt family member 4
Exons: 5
Coding region: 102-1208 (368 amino acids)
Biological process (GO): neuron differentiation; cell fate commitment; multicellular organism development
Cellular component (GO): extracellular region
Molecular function (GO): cytokine activity; frizzled binding
Source: RefSeq, a predicted model, not a curated record
AAGACAAUUCCCAUUGUUUAUCUUCUCACAUCAGAAACAAAGGCUGCCGGAGGCAAUAAACAGAGUUAGAAGGAUCCCAGGAAUUAUCAGAUAUUCGAGGAAUGAGUGUGCCUCGUAUGUCUUCACGUGUGUGGGCUCGGCAUGCUCGGCGUUAUCCCAGGGCGCUGCCAGCUUGUGCCCAGCACACGGGACGGAUCCAGCCUCGCCAGGCACAUAGUUCUGCACAGAGGUACCUGGCAAAGCUGUCUUCAGUGGGGAGCAUCUCCGAGGAGGAGACCUGUGAGAAGCUGAAGGGCUUGAUCCAGCGCCAGGUGCAGAUGUGCAAGAGGAACCUGGAGGUGAUGGACUCAGUGAGGCGUGGAGCCCAGCUGGCCAUCGAGGAGUGCCAGUACCAGUUCCGCAACCGCCGCUGGAACUGCUCCACGCUGGACACCCUGCCUGUCUUUGGCAAGGUGGUGACACAAGGGACACGGGAGGCAGCGUUCGUCUAUGCCAUCUCUUCGGCAGGGGUGGCCUUCGCCGUGACCCGCGCCUGCAGCAGCGGCGAGCUGGACAAGUGUGGGUGUGACCGCACGGUGCAGGGGGGCAGCCCGCAGGGCUUCCAGUGGUCGGGCUGCUCCGACAACAUCGCCUACGGCGUGGCCUUCUCGCAGUCCUUCGUCGACAUCCGCGAGAGGAGCAAAGGGGCCUCUUCCAACAGAGCAUUAAUGAACCUCCACAACAACGAGGCAGGGAGGAAGGCCAUCCUGAACAACAUGCGGGUGGAGUGUAAGUGUCACGGUGUGUCAGGCUCCUGCGAGUUCAAGACGUGCUGGAAAGCCAUGCCCCCCUUCCGCAAAGUGGGCAACGUCCUGAAGGAGAAAUUCGACGGUGCCACCGAGGUCGAACAGAGCGAGAUUGGAUCCACCAAAGUGCUGGUGCCCAAAAACUCCCAGUUCAAGCCACACACAGACGAGGACCUCGUCUAUCUAGACUCCAGUCCUGACUUCUGUGACCACGACCUCAAGAAUGGGGUCCUGGGCACCAGUGGGCGGCAGUGCAACAAGACCUCCAAGGCCAUCGACGGCUGCGAGCUGAUGUGCUGCGGCCGUGGCUUUCACACGGACGAAGUGGAGGUUGUGGAAAGGUGCAGCUGCAAAUUCCACUGGUGCUGCUCCGUCAAGUGCAAGCCCUGCCAUCGGGUGGUGGAGAUCCACACGUGCCGGUGAUGCACGCGGGGAGAGCACCCACCUGUACCCUCUUUAACUGACCCUGCUUCUCCCUUGCCCCACAGCCAGGACUGAGGAAGUGACCCAGAUGCUGCAGGGAGAGCACAGCUCUUUACAGAGACAGAACCACAGAGAAAAACAGAUUUUAAAGAAAAAAAUAUUUAAAGUUUAA